Molecule: messenger RNA, 2001 nt
Organism: Osmia lignaria (orchard mason bee)
Lineage: Eukaryota; Metazoa; Arthropoda; Insecta; Hymenoptera; Megachilidae
Gene: PNKP
Product: Polynucleotide kinase 3'-phosphatase
Biological process (GO): DNA repair
Molecular function (GO): double-stranded DNA binding; polynucleotide 3'-phosphatase activity; ATP-dependent polydeoxyribonucleotide 5'-hydroxyl-kinase activity
Source: RefSeq, a predicted model, not a curated record
GGAACUGGUAGAACAGCACCAACUGUGCUUUGUGCAUGGAGACCUGACCUCAUUUGAGGGUGUCUGGGACCCCCAAAAAUUAUUAUCCCUCAAGAACAAAAUUAUGUCGUCUUUUUGCAUCUAUAUUCACAGGACCGCGUAUAACCUGAAAUGAUUUUUUUUCUUUAAACUAAUUGUAAGAUGAACCAAGCUAAAAGCUGUUAUUUAAAAAGCAAUGAUGAAACAUUACGGACAGUAUAUUUGCCUAAUCAAGAAGAUGUCAUUGUGGGCCGUAAUCCAGAUACAUUUAUUACAGAUACACAUUGCCCUAGACAACAAGUAAGAUUAUGCGCAAAUUAUGAAGAGUAUAAAGUUAUUAUUGAACCAAUUGGAAACAGAAACUGUGGUUUUAAUGGCUUUAAAACAAGGAAAAAUGCUGUAUAUAUAGGCAGCCAUGGUGAUUGCUUAGAAAUACUAUAUGGAAAAUAUGUAUAUGAAGUUGAAUUUAAUCCUCCACCUCCAAAAUCUCAUUUACCAGAGAAAAGAGGCAGAGAAGCAGAAAUCUGUAGCAAAACCGAAAGAAUCUCUCAUAAAAUACCAAAAAUUGAAACUGAUUGUUUAGAUGAUAUUGAACAUACAGAGCAGGUAGAAAAAACAAAAGAAGAGAAGAAGCAUACAAAAAAUACUGAUGGGAUUUUGAAAUUUCUAAAUAGAAGUAAAAUGACAGAAAACACAAACAGUCAAGUCAAUGAAGGUGUUUGGGAGAGUAUAGAUUGUGGAGCAUUAUUAAUAUAUACCUCGCAUGGUGUAGAAGGUCGUUCAAAGAUUGCAGCAUAUGAUAUGGAUGGAACUUUAAUAAAAACAAAAUCUGGUCUGGUAUUUCCAAAAGAUUACGAUGACUGGCAACUUCUAUACAUUGAUGUGCCUAAUAAAUUAAAGGAACUUCACAAGAACUCUUACAAAAUAGUAAUUUUCACUAAUCAAGCAUCAAUUGGCUCUGGAAGAGUAAAUACCAAUUCUUUCAAGAAUAAGCUGAAGAACAUAGUACAGAGAAUUGGAGUUCCAAUACAGAUUUUUAUAGCUACUGGAAAUAGCAUCUAUAGGAAACCGGCGCCUGGCAUGUGGCAGAAAUUAGAAGAAUACAAUGAUUCGGUGCCUAUCGAUAAAGACAAUUCAUUUUUCGUGGGAGAUGCAGCCGGACGAAUAAAGAACUGGGCUCCGGGUAAGAAAAAGGACCACUCGUUAGCGGAUAGAUUACUGGCAUUGAAUUUAGGCUUAAAAUUUUACACGCCUGAAGAACAUUUUCGUGGACACCAACAAGCACAAUAUAUAUUACCUGCCUUUAAUCCAACAAAUUUACCAAGUAAAGAAAUAUGCACAGGAGGCAGUCUAACUUCAAGCAUCCAAGAAAUCAUUUUAAUGGUUGGAUGUCCUGGUUCAGGGAAAUCUCAUUUUGUACGAAAUCAUCUAAGUCAGUAUGAAUGUGUUAAUAGAGAUAAUCUUGGGAGUUGGCAAAAAUGUGUCACUGUAAUGGAAAAACAUCUAACUGAAAAACGUAGCGUUGUUGUGGAUAAUACUAAUCCAGAUUCUGUAUCAAGGCAAAGAUAUAUUGAAGUAGCAAAACGAUAUAACAUCUCUGUAAGGUGUUUCAUUAUGUCAGUAAACGUUGAUCAUGCAAAACAUAAUAACAAGUUUCGAGAAUUAACUGAUCCUAGUCAUGCCAAAAUCAAUGAAAUUAUUAUUAAUUCUUAUGUAAAAAAUUAUCAACCACCGACUUUGGAUGAAGGCUUUACAGAAAUUGUUCAUAUAAACUUUGUACCGACAUUCCAGAUGGAAGAACAUCAACAACUUUAUGAAAUGUAUUUGCUUGAACACUAAAGAAUAUUUUGAAGUUUCAAUACAAUAGAAUUAAGUAUUUAUUCUGACCUAAUAAAUGUACUCUGUAUUUAUUGGAAAGCAUAUUGAACAUUGUAUACAUUUUCUGUUUAAUUUUUGUAAUUAAAAGUAGAUUCUAAAUCUCUA